UCUGCGUGGUCCAGGGAGUGCGAGAGGAGAGCGAGCGAGGCAGAGAGCGAACGAGCGCGAGCAGAAAGCCAGCAGGGAGAGAAAGAAAACAAAAAUAAGCUUCUCUAUGUAUAUAAAGAUGGCCACGUUAGCAAACGGACAGGCAGACAGUACCAGCCUCCCUAACAGUCAUAGCAAUCCAAGUACGAACGGGCACAUGAACGGAUUAAACCAUAGUCCUGGAAGCACUUCCACAAUUCCAAUGAAGGACCAUGAUGCUAUCAAGCUAUUCAUUGGGCAGAUCCCCCGCAACCUGGACGAGAAGGACCUGAAGCCCCUCUUUGAAGAGUUUGGCAAGAUCUACGAAUUGACAGUGCUGAAAGACAGAUUUACUGGCAUGCACAAAGGAUGUGCCUUCCUAACGUACUGUGAAAGGGAAUCUGCACUAAAGGCGCAAAGUGCUCUGCAUGAGCAGAAGACAUUGCCAGGGGUAAGAAAAAGUUACACUUUCUUCUCUCCCAAUUUGUAUUCAGCACAAUAAAAU
Molecule: messenger RNA, 523 nt
Organism: Protopterus annectens (West African lungfish)
Lineage: Eukaryota; Metazoa; Chordata; Ceratodontiformes; Protopteridae
Product: CUGBP Elav-like family member 4
Exons: 2
Coding region: 107-520 (137 amino acids)
Molecular function (GO): RNA binding
Source: RefSeq, a predicted model, not a curated record